AUGUCAAAUGCAAAACUCACUGUCACAGCUCUCUACAUCCUGGUGUUAGGAGAACUCUGGGAAGCCACUCCCCCUUUUCAAACUUCUCAGAACGCAGCACAAGGACACGGCGCCAUUUUUCGCAGCAACUCUCGGAGGACUGGAGUCUCAGACAUGGCCUUAGUAAGAACAGACAUGACACAUGUGCAUGUUCCUGAAGAACCACGAUCAUCACAGCUGCAGAAGAGAUGA
Messenger RNA from Knipowitschia caucasica, 231 nucleotides. The record is from the annotation of a GenBank genome assembly. Lineage: Eukaryota; Metazoa; Chordata; Actinopteri; Gobiiformes; Gobiidae.